Messenger RNA from Triticum aestivum (bread wheat), 759 nucleotides. RefSeq lists its product as uncharacterized. Lineage: Eukaryota; Viridiplantae; Streptophyta; Magnoliopsida; Poales; Poaceae. The transcript has a single exon. The coding region runs from base 1 to 759 and encodes 252 amino acids. The record is from RefSeq and is a predicted model, not a curated record.
AUGUACCAGCACAACUGUGCCGACGCGGUCAGCCGCGGCGAAUUCCUCGUCGGCAACUCCUCCCUCUUCGUCCGCGCUUGGAGGCUCGAGGCGCACGCUGACAAUGAGGACAUGAUGCACCACGUUCGCCUGUGCAUCGAGGGGAUUCCUGUCCAUGGCUGGAACGAGUACGUCGCCGCGUUAGUCAUCGGCCGUGGGUGCUCCCUCGACUACAUCGAGCAGAAGUCGCUGCGCCGGGAGGAUACGCGCUACCUGGCGCUCUGGGCGUGGACGUCCAACCCCAACGCCAUUCCAAAAGUGAAGUGGCUCACGCUGCCCGCCCGCGGUCUCCGGCGCCGUGGCCGACGCGGCCUGCAUCACCGCGUGUUGAUCCACCUUGAUCUGCAUGAGGACCACUCCAAGGCUCACGACGACGACGACGACCCGCCGCCAGCUGACAUCUUCGAGUUCACCUGGUUCCCCCGUAUGGUGGACGGCACGGCACGGCGAGGCGAUCGUUGUGCUGGACAGCCUUGCGGCGAGUGGCGCCCGGCACGGCGCGAUGACGACAACGACCGCGGCGGCCGCCGCGGGCGGGAUGGCCCGCGUGCGCAGGACGGAUGGCGCGACCGCAUCCGCCGCUCCCUCUCCAGGGGCGCUCGCGACCGUCAGCGCCAGGAUGGUCAGGACCGCUCCCGCGAUCGCUCGAGCGGCACGGGUGGGAGGCGUCGUGGGGUUGGACUUGGGAACGCGGAUGUCGCUGCGGCGCCUCCGCACUAG